AUGUCUGGAUUGAGCCCAUGCUGUCUUAAAACUUCAUUCCAUGGUAAUGUCUACAAGUCGGGGAACGAUACCAAGAGAAUUCUGGUGAUUUUCACCGACAUUUAUGGCUACAAAACCAACAAUGUUAACUUGAUUGCCGACAAGUUUGCCGAUAACUUGGGUUACCAGGUUUUGAUUCCAGACCUUUUCAAUGAGGAUCCAGCUAUUCCUAACAAGACCAACAUCGGUGAGUGGCUGGGUAAGUACUCUCCUGCUCAGACGGGUCCAAUUGCCAAAGCCUUUUUGGAGUACCUGAAAAAGACGUAUGAUCCAGCUUAUCUGUGUACCCUUGGCUACUGUUAUGGUGCUAAACUCGUUUUCCAGAAUGCCACCAAGGACAGUCUUCCAAAUGUCUGUGCCAUGGCCCAUCCUAGCCUUACUGAGGAUUCUGACCUGGAAAACCUCGCAAAGCCUUUGCUGCUCAGUUUGGCAGAAAGAGAUGAGCUUUUCAGCGAUGAAAUGAGAAACAAAGCUGCCGAGAUUCUGCGGAAGAAUAAUAUCAGACACCAAAUUGAUAUAUACAGUGGCACAUCUCACGGCUUCACUAUCAGAGGUGACCUUUCUGACCCUGCUGUCAAAUAUGCUGUCGAGAAGUCUCUUUUGGACCAAUCUUACUGGUUCAAAUCUCUAGAGCCAGAGUACGUUAAGAAUUAG
Ogataea angusta is the source of this 693-nucleotide messenger RNA. RefSeq lists its product as uncharacterized. Bases 1 to 693 code for a protein of 230 amino acids. Gene Ontology annotation, molecular function: hydrolase activity. NCBI's taxonomy places the organism in Eukaryota, Fungi, Ascomycota, Pichiomycetes, Pichiales, Pichiaceae. The record is from RefSeq and is a predicted model, not a curated record. The transcript is spliced from 2 exons.